Dictyostelium purpureum is the source of this 4119-nucleotide messenger RNA. RefSeq lists its product as uncharacterized. Gene Ontology annotation, biological process: sexual reproduction. The transcript is spliced from 7 exons. Bases 1 to 4119 code for a protein of 1372 amino acids. The record is from RefSeq and is a predicted model, not a curated record. Lineage: Eukaryota; Evosea; Eumycetozoa; Dictyosteliales; Dictyosteliaceae.
AUGAAUAUAAAAAAUAAAAUUUUAUUAUUUUUAAUAAUUAUACUUUCAAUAAAAUUAGUACAGGGGUCUAUAAUUGAAGAAAUUGUUUUUGAAAACAGAAUUUCAAAAAAAUAUGCAUCAAAAACAACUUGUGAAUUUAAAUAUAAAGUUUUGUGUGUGGAAGAAUCUCCUGAGGAUGAUUGUGACAAUUUAGAAUUUAAUGAACCACAAUAUGUUAAAUUGGGUAACAAAAUUAGUAAUGGAACAGCAACAGUUAUCGAUAUUACUUUAAACACACCAAUUGGCAAUUAUUCCAAUACAAUCAAUUCAACAUUUACUUUUAAAAGCGAGUGUUUAGAGCUUGAUUUAAAUAGCAUUUCUUUUAAACCAUUUGGUGAUGCUUAUUAUAAACCAUUAUUAGAUUUCAAUUGUAAUAUGUACCUCAGAUUAUAUAAAAUGGAAGGUGAUUUUGAUCCACAGGCUUCUCUAGAAAAUAUUAGUUUCUACUCUACUUAUUAUUUUUAUAACAUACCAGGGACUAAUUUUUUUGAAUUAAGAGUAGUAAUUUUACAAAUGGCUCCUCUUUCUCCAAUAAGUGUACAAAUUACAAGUAAUAAUAAAGUAAAAGAUUUUGUAUUGGAACCAAUUGGUAAAGGUAUUUUCGAUAAAGUUUAUGAUAUUAAAACAUAUCCAGAUGUUAAAUAUUUAAAUAGUUUAGAAACAUUUGGUUAUAAUGAAGGUGCAGUUAUCGAAUUCAAACUAAACAACUCUGUUUAUUCAAGUUUAUUUGAGAUAAAUGUAAAUGAUCAAUUUUAUUAUACCCAAUUCAAACCAAUUUACGGUGACGAACAUAGUACAACUUUUUUGUAUGCACCAUCGACCUAUGAUGCUAUGACACAUUAUAGUAUUUACUAUAUUAACAAUGGGGAAGUUAAAAAAUCAGGCUAUUCAAUUGAUGCAAAAAUGAAUUCAUAUAAAAUUCAAAAUCUACCAUCUACUGGAGAAUUUAAUGGAUAUAAAGGAGGUUUAAUGACAAUAGCAUAUGGAUUUAAUGAUAUUCAAUUAUAUGAUUUUGGUCCAAUUAUUGUUGAUUUGGACGGAGAAAAAAUAGAAACUAGAUUUCCAUUCGGAUAUUCCUCAACAGCCAAUGGAUAUAGAUUUUAUAUAAACUCUAUUGUUAAAAGUGGAUAUCUUUCUUUGCAGUUUGGAUAUGUUUCAUUAAAAUCAAGAGUAUUUCCGCAAGUGAAUUAUUUAAGUUACAAUUUCAAUGAAAUUGGAAAUAUUAACGGCCCAAAAAUUUUAGAUUUUGAAAUAAUUCAUUUGGAAAAAGAAAUGUAUUUACUAAGAUUAGAAAUUAGUGCACAAAACUCACUUUAUUAUAUUAAAGAUAAUACUAAUAAAAGAAAUUACUAUGGAGUUGAAGCUUUGGUUUCAGGAGAUUUAAAUCAAGGUAUAUACGAAAUUAUUCUGGAUGUCUCUCUUAGUCACUUGGAGAUAUAUGAUGAGUUUAAAAAUGUUGAAAUUUUAGAAGCUGAUAAGGUUAUUAGCACUACCAAAGGACUUAAACCUUUUAUUAAUCCAUAUGAAAUAGAAAAUUUUAAUUUCCAAUCAAUAAAACAAGUUUCAUUUUUAUAUAAUGAUAUUGAUAUUUCAAAUCACAGACACCAUAAUGUAUUGUACUUUAAUAGCUCGGAAAUACCAAAAGAUAGAUCUGUUGGGCUUAUAAUUCGUGAUGCAACAAUUCUUAGCAACCCUGUUUAUACUUCAACCACUAAUGUGAAUAUAUUCUAUUCAAGAUUUAAUGAAGAUUUAAAACUAUUCGAAUUAGAGUUUUAUGUAGAAUGUAAUACACAACUAAAUGAAUUUAAUUUUGAUUUAUAUAUUUCAACAAUGGUUAUCACUUACCAAGCUUUAGAUACAAAAUUAAAAAUUAAAAAAUCAAAUUUAGAUUUACAAGGACCAAUGUUUAAAGAUAUAAAAAAAAUAUCACCAAUAACUAUUGAUAAAAACAAUAACAUUGGUCAAAUUGGGUGGAGUAUCAGUAUUGAAGAUCCAAUAAAUGGUUUCGAAUCAGGAUAUGUAACAAUUAGAGGUGAAGUUGACCAGUCUAUUUAUAACAUAACAUUCACAGCAAAAGAUGUAAAAGCAGGCGGUGAUGAAUUCUUGGGUGAAUAUGAUUUUAUAAUCAAAAUUUCAUACCCUUGUAUAAGUCAAAAUUACAAAAUUAGCGAGGUUGGUUUAUAUGAUAAAAUCAAAAGAUUUUCAUAUUUUUCAUUGACAUCUCCAAAUCCAGUAUCAGCAACUUUAAACCCAUUUAUGUACUUUUUAAAUGAACCAAGUAUUAAUAAAGUCUUCCUUACAUGCAAAAGUGAUGAAAUAGUCUCAUUAGACACAACUCCACCAGAAUUAAAUUCACUAACAGUAUCAUCUCAAACAAUUGAUGUUGGAAGUAAAGAUAGAGCAUUUACUAUUAGUUUUACAGCAUCAGAUCCUGAAAGUGGUUUAAAGAAUAAUACAUAUCCAAUUGUCUAUUUAAGUACUUCAAACAAUAGAAUUAUUGAAUGUAUAUCUUCUAUUAUUUCAAUUGAUAACCAAAAGGCUUCCUAUUCAUGCACAUUACAAAUACCAUUCGGUUUUGGUUACAAAGAUAAUAUUAUUAUAUCAGUUUAUGGUUUUAUCAAUAAUAAUGGUUUAUUUAAUGGCUAUUCUACCAAUGAUCUUAUGGAUCUAAAACUAAAUUUAGGUUUAGAUAUAGUUUAUAAUAUUAGAACAAGCUUUACAUUAAAUACAGUUUUAUUAUCUCAUGGUUUGAUUACAGAAAAAGGUGGAGAUUUAUGGAUUUUUGGUCAAAAUUUAAAUGGAAAUUCAGAAGCCUAUAUUACCUAUAGUGAUGGUAAAACUGAAACUAAAAUCCCAUCACUUUAUUAUUCAACAGCACUUCUAAUUAAAAAUGUGAAAGCAACUGAUAAACCAUAUAGUGUAUAUAUCAAAAAAUCAUCAUUAGACUCCAAUAUAUUAGAGAUUAAACCAACUGUUUAUGACUUUUAUAUUCCAUUGAAUAAAAAAGAUAGUUCAGAUACCCCAACUACUCCAAUCCCAACCAAUGCACCUCAAACAUGUUUAGGAAAUCCAGUUUGUGGUGGCCCAUCACAUGGUACAUGUGUCGAAAAUAAAGGCUGUUUAUGUAUUUCACCAUGGUUUGGUAAAGAUUGCUCAUCACAAAUUGUAAUUGUUGACCCACCAGUUAUUGGAGGCAAUAACUCUGGCCCAUCAAUCGAGAUUACUGUACCAGAUAAAAACUCUACAAAUCCUGUUACUUAUUCUUCGUUAAUUUCGAUUGUUGCUUUAAAAGAAACUAAUAUUAAUGGUGAAACUGUAAAACUUUAUCCAUUUGAAGAUACUUGGACCUCAAUAGAAACUGAACCAUAUACAUACGAUUUUUAUAAUAAAUUAAACACAACUAACAACAAAAAUGAUAUCAUCGUAACAAAUGUAAAAGUAACCUUAAAAUGGUUUGUUAAUAAAACAACAGUUAUAUUUGCAAAUGAAGAGCUAACCAUGAACCCAUCAACUCUAAAAUAUACAAUUGAAAUCUUAGAAUAUCCUUUCGACAGUACCUUAAACGGACUAGAGUUAAUCAUGUCAGCACAAUUUAACUCAAGUACAUCCGAUGGUGUAUGUUCAUCAAAAGAAUUUGGUGAAACUGCAGGAGGUGAUAACUCUAACUAUCUAAAGAUUAAAGUUAAAGACUAUUCAUUAUAUGGUAGAUUUGUUAGAAGAGGUUACGUUGAUUCAACAGUUCGUUCGAUUUCAAAUGUUUUAUUAGAUUCUAGUAUGAAAGCAAUUACCAAACCAUCUUCAGUCCAAUCAUAUAUUGGUUUAAGAAUUCCAUACUAUACCAAAAAGGUUAUCCUCGAUCCUGAUUUUUCUAUAUUACUUGAUCAAUACUCUGCAUCAUCAAUUUGUGCAAAUAAAUCAUUGAGUGCUGGUAAAAUUGCUGGUAUUGUGAUAGGUGGUUUUGCUUUUGUCAUUGUAGUUGCUUUAUGCAUUAUAUAUAAUAUAAAGAAAAAACAAAAAGAUAAAAAAAUGAUCGAAAAGAUCAACAAUAAAAUGACUGAAAUGAGAGAAAAUAAAUUAUAA